AUGAUCCGAAAAGAUUAUGUCACCGCAAAUACGCAUGAACCAGAUUCGUCGAUGCUGUACCGCCGGUUGCUAUAUAUGCAGAUUGCGGGGAGUCGUUCCCCAAUUCAAGAUAUCCUCGAAGCGGUACCAUCGCGUUACCGGGGGCCGGGAGGAGCAGUUGCGGUCUUAAAGAAUGGCGAACUGGCUGGGAAACACGCUUGGGGUUAUGCCGAUUUGCAGAGGCGGAUCCCCAUGGACUCUUCAACGCUGAUGCCAAUCUGUUCUAUCACGAAACAGAUGCUGUGCAUGAUACUGAAAGAUCUCGAAUGCAACCCGACGCCGGAGAUGGCAAAGCGGGGCAGUGUGCGUCAGCAGUUUUCAGACAGUCUUGACCAACUACUACGCCCCGAAAUAAUGGGGAAAACGGGACUCAGAAUAGCGCACCUUUGUAACAACCAGUCUGGGAUUCGGGAUUAUUGGGCAAUGUCCAUGUUUUGGGGUGCCCACCCUGAUGGUGGAUUCAAACUUGGAGAAGAUGCCAAGAAGACGCUCGACCGCACCAGGUCCUUGCAUUUUGAACCUGGCACCCAGUAUGCGUACUGCAACCUAAACUUCCAUGUUCUCGCACGAGUUGUCGAGAAAGUGAGUGGAAGCAAACUUGGUGACCUGCUCGACGAAAGACUCUUCUCGCUGGCUGGAAUGAAAACUGCGACCUUGUGCGAAGACAACGCUAAUCUUCCGCCGCCCUGCGUUGGGUAUGAAGGGUGUGAAUCUUUUGGCUUCGUUCCGGCUACCAACUGUAUGCAGUGGUCCGGGGAUGCCGGGGUUGUAGCAUCUCUCAAAGACAUGGUCGCUUAUGAGAGUUAUUUGGACAAAUCCUGGGACAACCCGCACAGUUUGUAUCGAGCGGUCGCCCGGGAACAGUCGUUCAAAGAUGGUACAGCGGCACGAUAUGGGUAUGGCCUAGCGCACGGUACUGUCGGAGGUGUGGUCACUAUCGGGCAUGGCGGUGCCCUUCGUGGUUUUCGCCUUCACAGACUCCACGCGCCAUCCGAAAGACUGUCGGUUGUGGUUAUGCUCAAUCAUCAGGCUGAUGCAGAAGAGGUAGCGGAUCACAUUUUGAAAUCCGUGCUCAAGUUAUUUGGGCACCAGUUGCCAUUCCUCAAAACCGCCAAACCCUCGCCAGAUUGGGUUGGCACAUUCUUCGACCCUGAUGCCCAGCUGGCAGUUGAGGUCAGUUAUGGCAGUCCGGGCCAAGUGAUCGUCUCUUAUACGGGUGGCGAUGAGACGCUUACCUGUGUCGAUGAAGUCAAUGGCCAAUCGACUACCAUGAAGGGGAAAAUAGACCGCGACAUCCUCACGAUUCAUCGCUUAGUUGAUAAUCGCGUCGUCAAUGCCCGACGCGUUGGCUCUAGUCAGGAGCCGCCCAAAGAACAUUAUAUCGGCAAAUAUCGCUGUGCGGAGAUCGACUCAACUUUCUAUUGCAGCGGCGCGGGUGGCAUGUUAUAUGGGGCUUUCGACGGAUUCUUAGGACAAGGGCCAGCACACCUUAUGCGAUACCUGGGAGAUGAUAUCUGGGCUCUCUCGUGCCCUCGAGGCUUGGACGCCCCGGCACCUGGUAACUGGACAGUCGUGUUUAAACGCGACGGCCAUGGGUAUAUCACUAGUGUUGUGAUUGGUUGUUGGUUAGCCAGAAAAGUGGUAUUUAUCAAACAGUGA
Aspergillus alliaceus is the source of this 1698-nucleotide messenger RNA. RefSeq names its product beta-lactamase/transpeptidase-like protein. The coding region runs from base 1 to 1698 and encodes 565 amino acids. Lineage: Eukaryota; Fungi; Ascomycota; Eurotiomycetes; Eurotiales; Aspergillaceae. The record is from RefSeq and is a predicted model, not a curated record. Gene Ontology annotation, molecular function: aminopeptidase activity. The transcript has 2 exons.